AUGCGGAUAUACGACCUCCCCUCGUGGGGAGCGCUCUCGACGCUCCUCCUACUCGCCCCUUCGCCCUCCUCCGCCUUCUACUUCCCCGGCAUGGCACCGACAUCGUACAAAGAGGGCGACAAAGUCCCCAUGUACGUGAACCACCUCACGCCGGCCGACUCGUCGGUAGACCGCAAGCUGCGGUCGGUCUUCUCAUUCGACUACUACCACCCGCCGUUCCACUUCUGCCAGCCUGAGGGCGGGCCAAAAUACAUUCGCGAGUCGCUAGGCAGCAUACUGUUCGGGGAUCGCAUACAAACAUCUCCAUUCGUGCUGCAUAUGGGGAAGAAUGAGUCUUGCAAGGCCAUGUGCAAGGAGCAGACAUUUUCGCCAAGGGAUGCGGUGUUUGUGAACAGCAGGAUAUACCAGGGCUACGACCUCAACUGGUUGAUUGAUGGGCUGCCAGCAGCGCAGCUCUUGAAAGACCCAGACUCGGAUAAGGAGUUUUACAGCCCCGGGUUUGCGCUGGGAUCUGUUGCGGAUAAUCAGCCGAUUUUGAACAAUCACUACGAUAUCGUGAUUGACUACCAUGAGGCUGGGAAGAAUAAUUUCAGGGUUGUGGGGGUCCUAGUAGACCCUUACUCCAUCAAAGGCUCGAAAUUUGUGGAUAUUGACAAGGGCGAAUGCCCCGGCCUUGAAUCAGGGGGAGGCACCACUCCCUUGACUUUAUCAGAAGAGAAGGACACAGGAGUUACGUACACCUACAGCGUUUACUGGAGGCUUUCUCCGACACCGUUCGCUACUCGCUGGGACAAAUACCUCCAUGUCUACGAUCCCAAGAUCCACUGGUUCUCCCUGAUCAACUCUGCCGUCAUUGUCACGUUCCUGAUUGGAAUGGUCAGCACGAUUCUCAUCCGGACCCUGAGGAAGGACAUCGCGAGAUACAACCGAUUGGAUCAGUUUGCGCUAGAUGAUUUUGGUAGCACAAGUGCGGUCGAAGAUGGAGUGCAAGAAGACUCUGGUUGGAAGCUGGUUCAUGGAGACGUCUUCCGCUCUCCAACAAACCCCCUAUUCCUCAGUAUCAUGCUUGGCAAUGGAGCGCAACUUUUCAUGAUGGCUGGGCUAACGAUUGCAUUCGCUCUCCUCGGCUUCCUCUCCCCGUCCAACCGCGGCUCUCUUGCGACUGUCAUGAUCAUCUUCUACACCGUCUUCGGUUUCAUUGGAGGCUACGUCUCCUCACGUCUCUACAAGUUCUUUGGCGGCGAAAAAUGGAAGCAAAACUUCGCCUACACCCCUUUUGCGCUUCCCGGCCUCGUCUUCGCCGUCUUCUUCCUCCUCAACCUCUUCGUCUGGGCACGCGCCUCCUCCGGCGCCGUCCCCUUCUCAACAAUGCUCGUCAUCGUUCUCAUCUGGUUCCUGAUCUCCGUCCCUCUCUCCCUCGCCGGCUCUUGGCUCGGCUUCAAACAACCCGCUAUCGAACCCCCUGUCCGCACGAACCAAAUCCCCCGCCAAAUCCCACCCAGCGGUGGCUACCUCCGCGCCUUCCCAAGCAUGGCCCUCGCCGGAGUCCUCCCCUUCGGCGCCAUCUUCGUCGAGCUCUACUUCAUCAUGAACUCGAUCUGGUUCAGCAAGGUCUACUACAUGUUCGGCUUCCUCUUUAUCUGCUACGGGCUCAUGAUCAUGACGUGUGCGGCGGUGACGGUACUGAUGAUUUACUUCUUGCUCUGUGCCGAGAACUAUCAUUGGCAGUGGCGGAGCUUCUGCACAGCGGGCGCGAGCGCGGCGUAUGUGUUCCUGGCUGCGAUUCUGUACUGGGUGAAGGAUCUGAGCUUUGGGAGCUGGACGAGUGGGGUGUUGUAUCUGGGGUAUAGCGCGUUGCUUAGUGUGCUGUUUUUCGUGCUUACGGGUACAAUCGGCUUCUUCGCCUCCUGGCUCUUCGUCCUCAAGAUCUACAAAUCCAUCAAGGUCGACUGA
Molecule: messenger RNA, 1953 nt
Organism: Mytilinidion resinicola
Lineage: Eukaryota; Fungi; Ascomycota; Dothideomycetes; Mytilinidiales; Mytilinidiaceae
Exons: 3
Coding region: 1-1953 (650 amino acids)
Biological process (GO): vacuolar transport; protein localization to membrane
Cellular component (GO): fungal-type vacuole membrane; endosome
Source: RefSeq, a predicted model, not a curated record